Molecule: messenger RNA, 2415 nt
Organism: Zygotorulaspora mrakii
Lineage: Eukaryota; Fungi; Ascomycota; Saccharomycetes; Saccharomycetales; Saccharomycetaceae
Product: PSP1 family protein
Exons: 1
Coding region: 1-2415 (804 amino acids)
Cellular component (GO): cytoplasm
Source: RefSeq, a predicted model, not a curated record
AUGAAUACAAGUGAUAGAAAAACUAACUACGGAAAGACUGCAAUGGCAGCAGAACUGCCUUCUAUUAGCAGUGCUACUAGCAUUUCUGAUAAUGUCGGUCUGAGAGACUACUAUGAUAAACUUCUUUUCAAAAAUAACAAUGGAAAGUCCCUUACAGAUUUGACGCAAAGGGCCACACAGGGGACAGCAGUGGUAAACAAUGGUGUAUAUGUUGCUAAUAAUGGAAACAAUGGAACAGUAACUGGCAGUGAAUCAACAGAAGGAAAAGAAGAGCUAUCGGCGAGUACUGGUCACAGUAGCCGUGUAGGCGGGGAUGGGCAAAAAAUGGACUUCAUUAAUGGGUUCAAUGGUACAAAUGGAAUGCGGAAUGGAUUUAGACUUCCAUUUAGCUCUUUCCAAAUGACACCUUCAAAUUCUGAACCGACUCCACCAUCCGCUUCCUUAUCUAUGACCCAGCCUCAAUCCAUGCUCCAACAACAGCAACAUCAACCCAUUUUCAAUUUCGACGAAGAAGCUACUAUGGGCUAUCAGCAAAAUAGUGCUUCCAUAAGUACUCCAGCUUUUUCUUUUGAUUUCGGGCCAAAUAAUCGUCAUCCCGUAAACUACUAUUCGGGAUCCUUGAGAUCCGAACAAAAUCCUAUCGAAUCAUCUAUGAAGAAUCUCUCUUUAGAGGAUCCUAAUUCACAGCAGUACCCGAGCGCUAGGAGAUCUUCAUAUAUAUCUGAUACUUUAAUUCAUGGUCAAGUAGGAUCCGCCCCUAAUACAUACGCAAAUUCGAUAUUCAACAUGCCUGGGGAUAAUGUUGCUCCAAAAACGAUGAAUUACCUCCCUGUAUCCGGGACAACACAAAUGGGUCAUCCACAACCGCCACCCACAGCGCCCCCAAUUACAUAUGGUAACGCGGUUCCUAACUACAAUCAACAGCGCCGUCAUACGCAGCCGGUGAAUUCGCUAUCAGCACCUUCGACUGCCAACGCAAAUUAUGGUCAUGCUCAGAUUGGUCAAGGAGUCUCAAGAAAUAGAUAUCUAAACUAUUCCAAGCAGCAACAACAGAGGCAGCAGGUAUCAGAUUCUUCAAAUGGUGAAAUGCUUCUGGAAAAUGGCCUAGUGUUACUCGCUUCCCAAAAGCUUGUAUCGUCAAGGGAUUUACAAGCACUAUAUAAGGACUGUGGAACUAAAUAUUUCUCCAGUAAACUAGUAUUCGAGUUCACAGAUCAUAUUAAGUCACUCCUGGGUUCAAAAGUGAGUACAAUCAAUGACAGUAGAAAACAGCCAUCAGUUCCCAGAUUUUUAGCAUUUUUGAAGAGUUGCAAUUUAAACUACAAUCCUCAGUCUGACGCUUUCGUAUCAGAUCCACAAGUUUCUCCAAAGAAUCACACAACUAAUGUGACAGCAAGUUCAGGCAACAAUAAUAUUUCUAAUAUCCCCGCCCAUGGUAAUGUUAGAGAAAGAAGAAGCAAUAGCACGUCUUCUUAUUUACAUUAUAAGCCUUUGGUUCUUGUUGCCUUGAAAAAUGGAAAACUGGAACUCUUAUCAACACCGCAGAACACGAAUAUAUCUAUGCAAAGAGGUGACCUAAUCAUAAUUGAUGGCGAUCGUGGUAAAGAUCUUGCUCUAGUGGUAGAGCCUGUUGUAAGCUUAGACCUGGCUCUAUUUGUCAAUUUUUUGAAAAAGAAAAUUCAUUUCGAUUCUUUGAUAACAAGUAAGUCCCAGCACCAUCCUAAUCAUACAUUUAUUCAAGCACUGAUAGAAUCAACGAAAGGACAAAGUGAUAAAUUGAACUCUAAACUUUAUGAUGUGAUAGAGUUAACCCAGUUGAUUGUGCCUUCAAAGCAGGUAUUGAGAUUUGCCACCACUUGGGAAGUUGCGACAAAUUUGCAUAAUAAAUUCCAGGAUGAAUUGAAAGCUUUGCAUAUCGCUCAAUUAAAAUUGCAGUCACUGAAUAGUGGCUUCACUCACCAUCACAACGCAAACUCUGUGACUUAUAAUGCACCAGCUUCUAAGAGUGAUGGGAACCCAGCCCCUCCUGGUUUAUCAAUAAGGCCACAGCUAAAUAUCAAAAUUCUGAAUGCGGAAUUCCAAUUUGAUAGAAAAAAAUUGACUUUUUACUAUGUCUGUGAGGAAAGGAAUGAUUUUAGAGAGCUAAUCAAAGAGCUAUUCAAAUUUUACAAAACAAGAAUUUGGUUAUGCGCAAUUCCAAACAAUUUAGGAAUUGACUCCAAAUAUUACGAUUCACAGCGGAAAGAACUGCAGAUGUACCAAGAAAUGAUGCAGCAUUACGCAGCCGAAGAUCUUACUGAUGCAAAUGCUCAACAAGGAGGGGGCUUUAUUGUUGCACCACCUUUAAGUAAGAUAGAAUUGGAUAAUUUUCAAAUUGGUGUUUACAAAGAAUUGGUUUUGGAACUCUUCGGAUAA